This is a messenger RNA of Diaporthe batatas, 855 nucleotides long. RefSeq lists its product as uncharacterized. Bases 1 to 855 code for a protein of 284 amino acids. The transcript has 2 exons. NCBI's taxonomy places the organism in Eukaryota, Fungi, Ascomycota, Sordariomycetes, Diaporthales, Diaporthaceae. The record is from RefSeq and is a predicted model, not a curated record.
AUGAAUGUGAUUCGAACAAUGGUAGAGGAGAACAUAGCGAGUGCCCUCAUCUUGGAAGACGAUGCAGACUGGGACGUGCGGUUAAAAGACCAGCUCGAUUCAAUCUCGCAGGGGACGCAACUGUUGCUCGAAAGAGCCCACACAGAACCUGAUUUCGUCUCAAAGCUCAAUCCUAAAACUAGAAAAUGGGACGAGAUCACUUCACCGUACGGAGACGGUUGGGAUAUCCUAUGGCUAGGGCAUUGCGGCGAGACCUUUCCCGAGCGGAUCCCAGGCCACCACGAGAUUUACAACCUGUCCUCGGCACGAUACACGUACUACGCGUUGAAUGACGACGAGACCCUCCCAAGCGACCCCAAGGACAUCACCGAGACUUGGAUCGGCCUUGAACACACAAGCGACAAGUACCGCGGGACACGAUGGGUGCAUUUCAGCGGCGGUCCAACCUGCAGCCAGGCAUACGCACUGUCACAAGCCGGCGCAAGGAAAGUCUUGCACGCGCUCAGCGUCGGCGGCACGUUGAUCGAGCAGCUGGACAACGCAAUGAGCCACCUCUGCCGCGACCACACGCCAUGGGACAACCCGGACGACGUGGAUGGCCCGCCUGGUUAUCCGGGUGCCAACAUGCGGUGUCUGAGCGUCAACCCGCCCCUGUUCUCUCAGCACAAGCCGCGCGGGCGCAAGGCGGCGGGCUCUGACAUUGAGACCGUGGAGGAUGGGGAUGGCAUCCGGGAGGUGGGAGAAUCGCCGAAUCUGGUGUGGAGCGCUAGGUUGAAUGUCCAUAAUCUUCUGCAUGGGAGGCCGAUGGAGGACCAGUUCGCGAAGCGCCAGGAAGGGAUUUCCAAGGAACAAUGA